UCCGGGGUAUUGCAAUGGAUGCGCCCAUGAAACAAAAAUUGUGCAAUACUGAAUGUUUAGAAAAGUUUUUAGUUAAACUAAAAGAUCUUAGAAAAACCCUACAAUGUACAAAGUCGGUUUAGUGAUAAGUAGAAUUGUUGGUUCAGUGCUAGUUGGAGGCUUGGCAGCAUAUUUAUAUUUAAGAUUUAAAGACACAGAAAAGUAUAAACCAUAUAAAAGGAAAAAGGAAAUAUUCCUUAUAGACACUGUUGAAGAUUACGAAAGUUUUAUAAAUACCGUCAGAAUUGAAAAGGUUUUAGGACUAGAUUGUGAAUGGGUGUCCUUCAGUGGUAAGAGGCGUCCUGUUGCUCUGUUACAAUUAGCAACACCACUUGGACAAUGUGCAUUGAUUCGUUUAGAUCGAAUGGACUCUUUUCCCAAAUCAUUGCAAGAUAUAUUAGCAGAUAAAAGCAUACUGAAAGUAGGGGUUGCAGUGAAAGAAGAUGGCAAAAAACUUCACCUGGAUUAUGGACUAGUAGUUGAAGGAUGUGUAGAUUUAAGACAUGUCCUUAAUAGAGUCAGAGGAAUAUACACCUGUCGUAGUAAAGGACUACAGGGUCAAGCUGAGAGUAUAUUAGGAGUAAUGUUAGAUAAAAGUAACCAUAUAAGAUGUGGAGACUGGGAAGCUGAUGAUUUAUCACAAGAACAGAUAGAGUAUGCAGCCAAUGAUGCAUUAGUAGGUGUAGAUAUAUUUAUGAACUUAGUCUUGGCCAAAAUGUGGGGCAAGAAACCAGAUAUAAAUAUAGAAGAUAUUUUCACAGCUGUUGAUGAAACCGAAUUUUGGACAUUUACAAGAUCUUUGAUACAAGGGACAGUAGAUGUUAAUGUUGGGGGACCAUGGAAUUCUAAAAAUCCUGCUUAUAAAGGACCACAACUAACAAAUGAUGAAGAGAUAUCUGCAAAAGAUAAAGAAACUAGAGCUUAUGUAUUAAGACAAAGACCAUUAUACUACAACUGUUACCUGUUAGCACCUGAUGGGGAAAGCUUGUGUACCUGUGAUGUCAAAAAAGCAGAGUGGUAUAUAGAAAAGGGUUUAGCAGACAAGGUAAAUGAUGACCCAUUCACAGUACAAUUAAGAUUUGAACCAGCUGGUCGUCCGACAUCUAAAGAUGAUUAUUAUUUACAAGAGAAAGAAAACAUUUGUGUAGUUUGUGGUUCAAAAGAUUCCUAUGUUCGGAAACAAGUAGUUCCUAAAGAAUACAGAAGAUAUUUUCCUCCAUCACUGAAGGACCAUGCCUCCCAUGACAUACUGUUACUAUGUAUGUCAUGUCAUGUUAGGAGCACACAGUAUGAUACAACUCUCAGGUACCAGUUAGCAGAAGAGUGUAAUGCACCAAUAGAUAUGGGAUCUGGAACAAAACAAUUAAGUGACCAUGACUUGCAAAAAGUUAGAUCAGCUGCAAGAGCAUUGUUAAAUCCAAAAGCUAAAAUUCCUGAAUCUAGAAAGAUGGAAUUAAAGAAGACAUUAGAAGAUUUUUAUGGAAUAUUAGAUUUCUCACCCGAAAUACUUGCACAGGCAGCAGAAAUUGAAUACAGGGUUGACAAUAGAGAUUAUAUUCCUCAUGGCAAGCUGGUUGUCAGAAGUAUAAAGAAGAGUGAAGGUUUAUACCAAUUUCAAAAAAGAUGGCGACAGCAUUUUGUUAAUACAAUGAAACCACAGUAUCUGCCAACAAAUUGGUCUAUUGACCACAAACAUGAACGAUUGGAAACAUUUACUGAUUUUGUUUUAUAAAACUAGUACCAUCUUGCUACAAUAGUCAGAUGAGACGAAAAUAAGCAAAAGGCUGUGAUACCUUUUUGUAUUGUAAUAAAAUUUAUGGUUUUGUAGAUACCACUAUGUCUAAACUACCACGGCAAAAAAUGUGUGUACUAUAACUAUUUUCAAUUGUGAGAUGUAAUAUUUUCUACAUCCAUUCUAGAUUAACGGAGAAAUAAAUAAAAAGGCACCUCAAAAAUGAUGAUUUGAGUGAACCCUGCCUUGAAUAUGUUUAUUUUCUCGUUAAAUAGUGCACAUUAUACGGAAACAAAAGUACGGAAAGAAAGAUAUUAACAUGGAGAUUACAAGACUAGUCACUUUUAGCAUCUUGACAUUUGUAUUAAUGUGCAUGGAACGAAAGAAAUGGUUCUUGUCAAAAUUGAAGGACCCGGUUUCGUCCUAAAAAUUCACAAAGCAGUCCCGGUUUUCUCAUAGAAAAUAAUGCAUAAUCGUAUAUUGUAAAUUAAAACCAGUCAUUCAAAAGGAGUUUGAUGGCCCUUAGGAAAACGGUUUUUGCAGAGGACAAAUUAUCAUUUAUUUGAAUUCCUGCUUUAUUGGUAAAAAAAAAUAUUUAAUUUUGCUUUGUAUAAAAACAAAUACUUUAACGGCGAAAUACAAAGAAAUGAAGGUUGUAACGCAAUUUCCGGUUUAAGCUCUCGAUAUGUUUUUUUAUAUGAAUUAUUUGAAAUUAAAUGUUCAAACUUG
Mytilus californianus (California mussel) is the source of this 2500-nucleotide messenger RNA. RefSeq names its product exonuclease 3'-5' domain-containing protein 2-like. Gene Ontology annotation, molecular function: nucleic acid binding; 3'-5' exonuclease activity. The transcript is spliced from 11 exons. Gene Ontology annotation, cellular component: nucleus; cytoplasm. Gene Ontology annotation, biological process: nucleobase-containing compound metabolic process. Bases 104 to 1771 code for a protein of 555 amino acids. Lineage: Eukaryota; Metazoa; Mollusca; Bivalvia; Mytilida; Mytilidae. The record is from RefSeq and is a predicted model, not a curated record.